Ogataea haglerorum is the source of this 1563-nucleotide messenger RNA. RefSeq lists its product as uncharacterized. NCBI's taxonomy places the organism in Eukaryota, Fungi, Ascomycota, Pichiomycetes, Pichiales, Pichiaceae. The coding region runs from base 1 to 1563 and encodes 520 amino acids. The record is from RefSeq and is a predicted model, not a curated record. The transcript has a single exon.
AUGUUUCUAGGCAGACAGAGAGAGCCUGCAUUGCCACUUGACCGCACCGAGAACAGAGGCAGUUCCAGCUACAAGCUGCCGCUAGACGUCUUCCCGCGAAAGGUGCUCAACUGUGUGUUCAAGUACCUCGAUAUACCUGAUUUGCGAUCUCUUGCCUGUCUUGGAGACCCGUUCUCCUCGGCCACAAGACCGUUCAUUUACCGGUCUAUAGUGUACUCAGAGAAAGCCGACGAGAGAGUCGAUACGAAAAUUGGCGAUUACAACAAGUACCUCCACUUGGUGUACACACUCAUCGAGAACCCUGAAUGGGCCAAAUACGUGUUUCACGUCAGACUGGAGGACCCAAUCGGCCAGAGGGGCAAAAUGUGGACCGUCAAGCUGGACGAGAUGUUGCGGGAAGACGAGCUGCGGUUGAUGGAAGGUCUGGCCCAGACAACGCUGCUCGACUCGCUAGUCCGUCUUCUGGAUCUCACCACAAAUUUGCACUCGCUGCACGUGCCGACGUUGACCAUCAAACAGCUCUCACUGCUGAAACUUUCCUCUGUAAGGGAACUGACAAUUGCGAUAGCCGAGGGAGACAGCAUUGACGAUUUUGUGGGCAUUGACUUGCGGAACGUUACCAGUCUUUGCGUUCGCUUUGAAAAGGGCACGGAUUCGCUUCUUACCAAGAUGUCUAAGCAUUUACGGAAAAUUGGCGUUCUGGAGAGACUGGAAGCUCUUGAGCUGAACUACCGACAACGAGAGUUCAACGAGUUGCUCUCCCCAACCUGGUACGCGUUCUUCCAUCCUCAUGUGGAGCUUGUUCUGCCAAACCUGCGGAAACUGGUCCUGGACCACUGUCAGCUUGGCAGCAAACACGAGUAUUUCUCCAGACGGCUGAUUCAGACGGUUCCGCUCGAACAGCUAGAAUCGCUUACGCUUGGAGUUUACGAGUCGUCGCACAAAGGCCUGAAACAUGGCUCCGAAACGCAUCCAACGUUCCUUAAUCACAUCGCUCCGCAAUUGCGCAGCCUGCGACUCCUCGUCCUCAAGCCUUCAGGAAACUGCCUCCUGUGCCAGGUGAAGUCUGUCGUAGACUUUUUGCAUUGCUAUCCCCAUUUACACGAGCUAUGUCUUUUCACAAACACGCUGAACUCCAUGAACCGCCAGGAUCUCGCCACCGCGCUGACGGGCUGCACCGAGCUACGCAGGCUUGCCCUUUGCGACGAGGCGAUCCACAUGAAACUGGUCAACCAUCUCAAACGGUGGUUCAUCUACGAGAACCUAGUCAAGUUCGAAGCGUACAACCACUUCGAGUGCGAAAUAUUGCAGCAGGUGGAAAGUCCGCAGUUCGAGCGAUACGCCAGCAAGUCGUUUGAGGCGUUUACUACAGCAAACUCGAGCCUCAUGAUUCUUUUCUGGCGAACGUUCCUGCCCCACGUCCGGGCCGACGCUCUGAUCAGGGGACUGAGUGCGAACGAGUUCAAACUGUAUGGCUACAAUUUCCGAGUCGACCGCGACCAAAAUCUGGUCCAGAUGUACACCGGUUCCAAAUUUGGGUACCAAAAUCUGCUCUACUACUGA